Molecule: messenger RNA, 846 nt
Organism: Leishmania braziliensis MHOM/BR/75/M2904
Lineage: Eukaryota; Euglenozoa; Kinetoplastea; Trypanosomatida; Trypanosomatidae
Exons: 1
Coding region: 1-846 (281 amino acids)
Source: RefSeq, a predicted model, not a curated record
AUGCCCAACCCAUACAGCGGCAACGAAAAGGCGGCGGCCUUUGUCAACUACUACGCCUCCCCACAUAUGGUGAGCAGCUCCGUCAAUCGGCUCUACUACGGCGGGGUGGAGCGCAAGAAGCGGGCGGAGGCGCGUGCGAUGAAGGAGGCGUACCCACCGACCCCCUCAGCUCGCCGCUCCCCCGCGCAGCUGGAGGCGUACCUGCACAACUGCGUGCAGGGCGAGCUGUUGCGCCGACAGCAGCACCGGGCUGCGCUGCAGCAGGAGCUGUACCCAGACACUGAGGAGACGCCGCGCUACCUCUCCAGCAAGGAGAUGACACAUCACAUUCACCAUGUCUACGAUGAGCCGCUGAAGGUGCGCAGGGCACGGGCGGAAGAGCUGCGCCGUAUCUUCGGUACAAACAAAGACGCUGAGGAGGUCAAGAAGGAGACGGUCUAUCAGUACCAGCGUCUGCCAGCGUCCUCAGCGCGAGCGUUUGCGGGGUCGUCGCCGAGGACGCCCUCCUCGGCCCAGUACAACAACCGCGGCAACACUGAGGUCGACACCGUUGCCAAAUACUGCAAGCAACUAGAGAAAGGGUGGCGGCCGCCCUCGGCGUCGACCGAGUACGACGACAAUCGGCGCCUGCUCGUGUCUCAGUAUGACUACCACGCGGAUCCGCGCAAGUACACAGAGCUGACGUUGAAGCCACGGCCGCUGACGGGGAAGGAGCGGGCAGCACUGCAGGUGCGGCUGGAGCUGCUGUCCCGCCCGACUCGAAUAAACCCGCCUGUGGUACAGAAUGAGGAGCAGGGAGGUCCGCCGCCGUUCCGUGUGAGUCGAAAAAUUCGCUAUGACGACUGA